CACUUCCUGCAGUGUGCAGCAUGAUGGCGGUGUCCAUGACAGACCUGCCACACUGACUCCGACUGCAGCCUCACUUCAUUACUUCUCUUUAUUAACUCGAACCCGGUGGUUUCGUCGGUGGACGUCGGUGUAAAUCCCCCGCAGGGAGCCGCAGAUCAUGGCUCUUCACAGACUCAGCUUCAGGCUGCGGCAAACGGUUUGUCAUGUCAGGACUCUCCAUACGAGUGGUUGUGGGCGGCAGCAGGAAGCUGUGGUUGAAGAACCAGAACCAGAACCAGCACCCUUCUCAGUCUUCAGAACACAGGAGAAUGAUCCGGCCUGUCAGUCAGAGAAACACUUCGGACAGUUUUACACUCUGCCUUCUGCUCACAUCGGCACUAUGUUUCCUAAAGGACUCCCGUAUCGCUAUCAGCAGCAGAUGAAGACGUUCAACGAAGCCUGCGUCAUGGUGCGGCCGCCGGCGCUGGAGGUCAUCUCCUACCUGAAGAAAGCCGACUACAGCAAACCUGCUCUGCGAUAUUUGUUCUAUGGUCUGAAGGGCAGCGGGAAGACCAUGUCUCUGUGCCACACCAUUCACUUCUGCUACGCUCAGGGCUGGCUGGUGCUGCACAUUCCUGAUGCUCAUCUGUGGGUGAAGAACUGCAGAGAGCUGCUGCCUUCGUCGUAUAACACCGCUCGCUUCGACCAGCCGCUACAAGCCACGGCGUGGCUGCGCAGCUUCAGAACCAGCAACGAACGCUUCCUCUCACAGCUGAAGACGACGCAGCGCUACAUUUGGACGAAGAGGGAGUUCACCGAAGAAGACCGUCCGCUGGGAGAGCUGGUGGAUCAGGGGAUCUCUCGAGUGAAGAGCAGCAGCGACGUGGUGGGGGCGGUGAUGAAGGAGCUGAGGCUGCAGAGCGGCCAGCCGGGGGCUCACUUCCGCCUGGCCGUGGUCGUGGACGGAGUCAACGCCCUGUGGGGAAGGUCCACCAUCAAGAAGGAGAAUCACAGCAACGUGGAACCAGAGGAGCUCACUUUGAUCCACAACCUGAAGAAGCUCGUGAGGAACGACUGGACCGGAGGCGCCAUCAUCACCACUCUGUCCCAGACUGGGUCUCUCUUCACGCCAAAAUCUGCCUACCUGCCUCAGGAGCUGCUCGGAGAGACGGGGUUCGACAGCAUGGACCCGUUCAUCCCGGUGUCGGUGCCCAACUAUAGCGAGAAGGAGUUUGAGAGCUGCUACCUUUACUACAUGGACCGACACUGGCUGCAGCAUGCGCAGAGUCGAACAGAAGACGGGAAGAAAGAACUCGUGUUUCUGAGCAACAGGAAUCCGGCGAUGUUGGAGAAGCUCUGCAGUUUCCUGUAAAGAUUUAACUGUCACACAAAUGUCCCACAUAAAUAGUAAUAUUACUGAAAUACGCCAACAUGCAAACGUCCGUAAAAUGUGUAAAUUAUGAUGCAUGAGUGUUGCUUUGAUAAUAAAAAGUUAAAAACGUGAA
Messenger RNA from Stegastes partitus (bicolor damselfish), 1484 nucleotides. It is a transcript of the gene dap3, whose product is annotated as death associated protein 3. The transcript is spliced from 13 exons. The coding region runs from base 158 to 1351 and encodes 397 amino acids. Gene Ontology annotation, cellular component: mitochondrial ribosome; mitochondrial small ribosomal subunit. Gene Ontology annotation, biological process: apoptotic process. NCBI's taxonomy places the organism in Eukaryota, Metazoa, Chordata, Actinopteri, Pomacentridae. Gene Ontology annotation, molecular function: structural constituent of ribosome. The record is from RefSeq and is a predicted model, not a curated record.